Messenger RNA from Belonocnema kinseyi, 822 nucleotides. RefSeq lists its product as uncharacterized. The record is from RefSeq and is a predicted model, not a curated record. Lineage: Eukaryota; Metazoa; Arthropoda; Insecta; Hymenoptera; Cynipidae. The transcript has a single exon. The coding region runs from base 1 to 822 and encodes 273 amino acids.
AUGCACUUUGGCUUCGAGAGAGCGUUACUACAUGAGUUGCAGUUUUUUGAUAAAGGCGAUGUAACGGAAAUAGUAAUAAAAAUUCAUUUUGACGGACUACCACUUUCUAAAAGCUUAAAAGAUCAAUUAUGGACUCAACUCGGAAAAAUAACAAAACCUCAGCCUUCUAGAGUAUUUAUAAUCAGAGCCUAUUACGGCAGAGGAAACCAAAAACUAUCUUCCGAAUUCCUAAAAUGUUUCGUAGAGGAAUAUAAGAAUCUGCAUGAGACAGGAUUCCUUUAUAAAGGACGCAAAGGUACUCUAACCUUGUCGCAAAUGAUAGCAGAUAGCCCUGCUAGGAGCUUGAUCACUUGUACAAAGUCACAUAACGGAUAUUCCGCAUGUCCCAGAUGUGCUGUUGAGGGCCAAUACGAAUACCACAAAAUGAUCUUCUUGGGAACAGAUAGUCAGUUGAAGACCGACGAAACUUUCGCGAAUCGCACUGAUGAAGAACAUCAUGUAGGUGAUUCACCUUUGGAAGAAAUGCAAGUGAAAAUGGUAUCAGAAAUCCCACUAUACGUGAUGCAUUUGAUUGAUAUAGGGGUGGUACCAAGAAUGAUAGGAUCGUUAUUGUCUGGUCGUCAUUCAGGUAGACUCAGUGGCAAACAAAUGAAAGACUUGUCCGGGCUUCCGCUAUCAUUGAGGGAGUGGAUACCUAACGAAUUCGUUCCAAACCGCGAGGUUUGGAUGAACUUCUACGAUGGAAGGCGACAGAACUUCGUGUUUUCGGCCUUAACCCUUGUACAGCAGCUCUUCAACCAUUCUUGCCUCCAGAAUAUUUGA